Messenger RNA from Blepharisma stoltei, 603 nucleotides. NCBI's taxonomy places the organism in Eukaryota, Ciliophora, Heterotrichea, Heterotrichida, Blepharismidae. The record is from the annotation of a GenBank genome assembly.
AUGAGUUCUUCAAUAAAAACGAAAGACUUAAAGAAGGAUGCGGGAUGGAGGGGAUCGCUUUCGACUUUGAUAAAUCUCCUCAAUGGAGUUGAUGAGUUCUGCUGUUGUUAUCAUUGGAAUUUUGCUUGCAAGGCGUGCAAUUACUGUGAACAACUGAAAAUUAGAUUACCUCCACUAAUAGGAUGAAUUGCUGAGAAUAGCUCAUUUAAUGAAAUUCUUGAAGAUAAAUUUAAACAAAUUAAAACUGAAUGUAGAUCUUGCAAAGCCAAAGAUAGUGUCCUUCCAGAAAAUAUUAAGGUUCCAUUAUAUUGUUUUAUAUUUUUAGACGAAAACGAAAGUCAAAUAAAUUUACAAAAAAUUAACUAUUUAGAAUGUAAGACAGUGAAGUACACUUUGGCAGGAAUUAUUAUGGAACAGCACUCACAUUUUACGUCUCUAGUUAAAAGCCCUAUUAUAAAGAUUAAUGGCCAAUUCAACUCAAUAACAGGCUCCUUUAUGCAUGAUGGGAUGAGAAAUGAUGGUAAUUUGUUAAAAAUCGACAGAACUAUAACAAGAUGUAUUGGAAAAGCAAAGCCUUAUGUUCUAUUGUAUCACAGACUUUAA